Geodia barretti is the source of this 902-nucleotide messenger RNA. NCBI's taxonomy places the organism in Eukaryota, Metazoa, Porifera, Demospongiae, Tetractinellida, Geodiidae. The record is from the annotation of a GenBank genome assembly.
CCUGUGCAUUAAAAAUUUUUCUGUUCUUCUGUUCCAUUAGUAAAUGCCAUAACAAAGUAUGUACUAUACUUCUGUCCCAUUGGUGUCGGGAAAAGUUUUCACUGUAUUCCAUCAGAGGUGCUUGCUUACUUUCUUAUGGUAUGCACUGCAGAGCAUUUUCUCAAGAUCUGGGAGUCGAGAGGCCAGUUUCUUGAGCAGCGAGACUGACAGGCUCUCAGAGGAGCUCAGCUGGCUGACUGCAGCCUGUCUCCUCUCUACCUCAGCCACCCUCCUGAGAGGGUUGGUCGUCCACUUCCUCAGCAGUCGCCGUCCAAAUGGAGUCUUUGUGUGGUUCAGGAUCCAGAACAGAGUGUUCCUCUCGCUCUUUUCCUCCUGCAGAAGCAUUAUAAUGUUUUCAAGAGUCUUGCUGUUGAGCUUCAUACACCGAUCACCCGCAGAAAACAACUCAAGGUUGCUGCAGAUAAUGGAGUUGAUGAGGGAGACCUCCAGAGUGGAGGAUGAGCUGCUAGGGUAGAGGAUCUCGGCUGGCUGGAGGUGAGACAGCCUCAGCUCUAGCUCCGACAGAGAGGAGGUGCUGUCUUGGAACUGAUCAUAGACCAUGACACCCACUGCCGGCUGAACAGCCUGUGACCAUAGUACAGUACUAAAGUGCAUUAAUAAAAGCGUGGGAUCCGAGAGGACGCGCCCGAGGAUUAGAGCAUAAUAUGUACCGCAGUUGGGCAUGGUUAAAAAUUUUUGAGUGACCAGGAGAAUGCAAUAUGCGGUCCAACUCAGCUCGUGGUCAACUUUUCACACCAAAAUUCAGUCACACCCGUUCACAUUCUCUGCUUAUAAUAUGCACUGUACUAGAGCAUGUAUAAUGUAGUUUGCGUCACCGAAAGAAUGCAAUUGUUCCCCACCCA